Leguminivora glycinivorella is the source of this 914-nucleotide messenger RNA. RefSeq lists its product as uncharacterized. Lineage: Eukaryota; Metazoa; Arthropoda; Insecta; Lepidoptera; Tortricidae. The transcript has 3 exons. The coding region runs from base 339 to 914 and encodes 191 amino acids. The record is from RefSeq and is a predicted model, not a curated record.
CAAAGGUUUGCACUGUCAGCCCAGCUGCCCAAAGCCAUUCCGCGCACGCGCGCAGUAUCGUUAUAACAAUGCGUUGCCAUGGUUACAGAGCCAAUCAAUGCGUUUUAAAUUUUUUUAUUACUCUACGCAUGCGCUGAAAGCCGGCGGGGGCUGGUUUUGGGGAAUAGAUGUAGGGUUUUUAAGAUCUAUGCACGACCUUAUAAAUGACGAAUAACAGGGAGUAGAAAAAAUAAAUUAUUAUCACAUAUUUGUUUUUAAUUACGUUUAAACCUCUUUUCUUGAAUUUAUUUUUCGAACAAUGUGCUUUAAAAUAGGUAUUAUAAUGUCACUUUGACUUUAUGAAAAUGGUAAACAGAAUUCUUCGCAUUGUGUUAUUAUUUUUCCCUACAAUUGUGGAAUGCUCAAACCUCGAGGCAAGGGAUGAAAAAACUUAUCCGAAUGGAACUCUGGUUGGGACAUACCAAUAUGUAGAUGCACACGGUAAUCAAGUUCGUGUGAAGUACUUUGCAGAUGGAAAUAGUUACAGUAUCGAUUUAAGAGGCUACAAGAUCCCCGAAAAAGCAGAAAACGCUACUCAAAAUAUAACCUCUUCUGUUGCCAAUGCCACCGAGGUGAUAGAUACCUUAGUACCAUUAAAAUUAGACUUUCCCGUCGUCGACAAUAUCUACACAAUUGAAACUGCGCAGAACUAUUCUAAUGAUAUCCCUAAUACUAACCAAGAAAAUCAUGGAGCCGAUGAAUCGAAUGAUGAGAAGGAGGGCGGCGAAGAUGAUUAUGACGAUUAUAAUUCGGUAUUAAAAAUACCUAAGGUUAAAAUUUAUGACAAGGCGCAGGAAAUGAAGAAAGCCGUAAGAAAAAUACGACAGACUUUGGAUAUUUUUAUGAGAAAAAUACCCAAGUCUAAUACUACUUGA